Trichoderma gamsii is the source of this 114-nucleotide messenger RNA. RefSeq lists its product as hypothetical. The transcript has 2 exons. The record is from RefSeq and is a predicted model, not a curated record. NCBI's taxonomy places the organism in Eukaryota, Fungi, Ascomycota, Sordariomycetes, Hypocreales, Hypocreaceae. The annotation marks the transcript as partial.
AGGAUUCAGGGCACCAGUAGAACCUGCAGCAGGAGCCUGACCGAGCGCACUCUGUGCAUUGAUAGACUGCGAGUAAGGGGCUGCCGUCAUCAUCAUCUGCGGGCUCUGCGAUGA